Messenger RNA from Gorilla gorilla gorilla (western lowland gorilla), 5324 nucleotides. RefSeq names its product solute carrier family 2 member 2 (gene SLC2A2). Gene Ontology annotation, molecular function: D-glucose transmembrane transporter activity. The coding region runs from base 59 to 1633 and encodes 524 amino acids. Lineage: Eukaryota; Metazoa; Chordata; Mammalia; Primates; Hominidae. Gene Ontology annotation, cellular component: brush border; plasma membrane. The transcript has 11 exons. The record is from RefSeq and is a predicted model, not a curated record. Gene Ontology annotation, biological process: dehydroascorbic acid transport.
AGGUGCAUGUGCCACACUCACACAAGACCUGGAAUUGACAGGACUCCCAACUAGUACAAUGACAGAAGAUAAGGUCACUGGGACCCUGGUUUUCACUGUCAUCACCGCUGUGCUGGGUUCCUUCCAGUUUGGAUAUGACAUUGGUGUGAUCAAUGCACCUCAACAGGUAAUAGUAUCUCACUAUCGACAUGUUUUGGGUGUUCCACUGGAUGACCGAAAAGCUAUCAACAACUAUGUUAUCAACAGUACAGAUGAACUGCCCACAAUCUCAUACUCAAUGAACCCAAAACCAACACCUUGGGAUGAGGAAGAGACUGUGGCAGCUGCUCAACUAAUCACCAUGCUCUGGUCCCUGUCUGUAUCCAGCUUUGCAGUUGGUGGAAUGAUUGCAUCAUUCUUUGGUGGGUGGCUUGGGGACACACUUGGAAGAAUCAAAGCCAUGUUAGUAGCAAACAUUCUUUCAUUAGCUGGAGCUCUCUUGAUGGGGUUUUCAAAAUUGGGACCAUCUCAUAUACUUAUAAUUGCCGGAAGAAGCAUAUCAGGACUAUAUUGUGGGCUAAUUUCAGGCCUGGUUCCUAUGUAUAUCGGUGAAAUUGCUCCAACCGCUCUCAGGGGAGCACUUGGCACUUUUCAUCAGCUGGCCAUCGUCACGGGCAUUCUUAUUAGUCAGAUUAUUGGUCUUGAAUUUAUCUUGGGCAAUUAUGAUCUGUGGCACAUCCUGCUUGGCCUGUCUGGUGUGCGAGCCAUCCUUCAGUCUCUGCUACUCUUUUUCUGUCCAGAAAGCCCCAGAUACCUUUACAUCAAGUUAGAUGAGGAAGUCAAAGCAAAACAAAGCUUGAAAAGACUCAGAGGAUAUGAUGAUGUCACCAAAGAUAUUAAUGAAAUGAGAAAAGAAAGAGAAGAAGCAUCGAGUGAGCAGAAAGUCUCUAUAAUUCAGCUCUUCACCAAUUCCAGCUACCGACAGCCUAUUCUAGUGGCACUGAUGCUGCAUGUGGCUCAGCAAUUUUCCGGAAUCAAUGGUAUUUUUUACUACUCAACCAGCAUUUUUCAGACGGCUGGUAUCAGCAAACCUGUUUAUGCAACCAUUGGAGUUGGUGCUGUAAACAUGGUUUUCACUGCUGUCUCUGUAUUCCUUGUGGAGAAGGCAGGGCGACGUUCUCUCUUUCUAAUUGGAAUGAGUGGGAUGUUUGUUUGUGCCAUCUUCAUGUCAGUGGGACUUGUGCUGCUGAAUAAGUUCUCUUGGAUGAGUUAUGUGAGCAUGAUAGCCAUCUUCCUCUUUGUCAGCUUCUUUGAAAUUGGGCCAGGCCCGAUCCCCUGGUUCAUGGUGGCUGAGUUUUUCAGUCAAGGACCACGUCCUGCUGCUUUAGCAAUAGCUGCAUUCAGCAAUUGGACCUGCAAUUUCAUUGUAGCUCUGUGUUUCCAGUACAUUGCGGACUUCUGUGGACCUUAUGUGUUUUUCCUCUUUGCUGGAGUGCUCCUGGCCUUUACCCUGUUUACAUUUUUUAAAGUUCCAGAAACCAAAGGAAAGUCUUUUGAGGAAAUUGCUGCAGAAUUCCAAAAGAAGAGUGGCUCAGCCCACAGGCCAAAAGCUGCUGUAGAAAUGAAAUUCCUAGGCGCUACAGAGACUGUGUAAAAAAAAACCCUGCUUUUUGACAUGAACAGAAACAAUAAGGGAACCGUCUGUUUUUAAAUGACGAUUCCUUGAGCAUUUUAUAUCCACAUCUUUAAGUAUUGUUUUAUUUUUAUGUGCUCUCAUCAGAAAUGUCAUCAAAUAUUACCAAAAAAGUAUUUUUUUAAGUUAGAGAAUAUAUUUUUGAUGGUAAGACUGUAAUUAAGUAAACCAAAAAGGCUAGUUUAUUUUGUUACACUAAAGGGCAGGUGGUUCUAAUAUUUUUAGCUCUGUUCUUUAUAACAAGGUUCUUCUAAAAUUGAAGAGAUUUCAACAUAUCAUUUUUUAACACAUAACUAGAAACCUGAGGAUGCAACUAAUAUUUAUAUAUUUGAAUAUCAUUAAAUUGGAAUUUUCUUACCCAUAUAUCUUAUGUUAAAGGAGAUAUGGCUAGUGGCAAUAAGUUCCAUGUUAAAAUAGACAACUCUUCCAUUUAUCACACUCAGCUUUUUUCUUGAGUACUAGAAUUUGUAUUUUGCUUAAAAUUUUACUUUUGUUCUGUAUUCUCAUGUGGAAUGGAUUAUAGAGUAUAUUUAAAAAUGUCUAUAGAGAAAAACUUUCAUUUUUGGUAGGCUUAUCAAAAUCUUUCAGCACUCAGAAAAGAAAACCAUUUUAGUUCCUUUAUUUAAUGGCCAAAUGGUUUUUGCAAGAUUUAACACUAAAAAGCUUUCACCUGAUCAUAUAGCCUGGGUUAUCAGUUAACAUUAACAUCUAUUAUAAAACCAUGUUGAUUCCCUUCUGGCACAAUCCUUUGAGUUAUAGUUUGCUUUGCUUUUUAAUUGAGCACAGCCUGGUUUUCACAUACACUCAAACAAUCAUGAGUCAGACAUUUGGCAUAAUACCUCAAACUCCUAAUAAGUUUGAUCAAAUCUAAUGUAAGAAAAUUUGAAGUAAAGGAUUGAUCAGUUUGUUAAAAAUAUUUUCUGAAUUAUUAUGUCUCAAAAUAAGUUGAAAAGGUAGGGUUUGAGGAUUCCUGAGUGUGGGCUUCUGAAACUUCAUGAAUGUUCAGCUUCAGACUUUAUCAAAAUCCCUAUUUAAUUUUCCUGGAAAGACUGAUUGUUUUAUGGUGUGUUCCUAACAUAAAAUAAUCGUCUCCUUUGACAUUUCCUUCUUUGUCUUAGCUGUAUACAGAUUCUAGCCAAACUAUUCUAUGGCCAUUACUAACACGCAUUGUACACUAUCAAUCUGCCUUUACCUACAUAGGCAAAUUAGAAAUACACAGAUGAUUAAACAGACUUUAGCUUACAGUCAAUUUUACAAUUAUGGAAAUAUAGUUCUGAUGGGUCCCAAAAGCUUAGCAGGGUGCUAACGUAUCUCUAGGCUGUAUUCUCCACCAACUGGAGCACUGAUCAAUCCUUCUUAUGUUUGCUUUAAUGUGUAUUGAAGAAAAGCACUUUUUAAAAAGUACUCUUUAAGAGUGAAAUAAUUAAAAACCACUGAACAUUUGCUUUGUUUUCUAAAGUUGUUCACAUAUAUGUAAUUUAGCAGUCCAAAGAACAAGAAAUUGUUUCUUUUCAGUGUGAUUUGUUUUUCUUUUGGGCCAAUUUGGGAUAAACUAUUUUCACUUGGGAUUUCAGGAUACAGUCAAAAUGAGCUUAAGUAACUCAGGACAUCUUUGUGCUAAACUGUGAACUCUGGACAAAAAUAGAGAGUCUCUGAAUAGGGCAGGAGCAGGAAAAUGGCUCCUGGGUGGCUCUUGUAUGCUUCUUCAGGAUGCUGAUGGCCUUUGGGAAGCCCAGUGUAAACAAUGAUAAAGGAGCUUAACACUUUUAUAGGUGAUACAUGUGAUUUAAUCAAAUCACUAUUCCUGAUCUCAUUUACUAACAGAAUAAAGUGGUAAAUAUUUAAAUUAAAAAUUCCAAAGACCACUUUUAAGUGCUUCUUCACUAUUUUGACUGGCCCACAAACACCAGAAAUUCAGACCCUGAAGUUUUCUGCCUCAGAGAAAUUUAAGUGCCUUAUAUUGUUCCCCUUCUACAACUUUUUCCUUGCAGAGAUACAUGUGAGUUGACAAGAAACAUUAAAGGGAAAUAAGAAAGAAGCUGAUAAAGCUUUAUAGGAGGACCAAAGAACUAGCUUACUAUAAUAAAAAAAUUUUAAGUCUUCAAGGGUAUACAUCAUAAUAAAAAAUAAAAUUGACCGUAAUUAAUUAAAUUUAAUCCCAGGGAAAUUAGAUGUGAAUUUGAACACCUAACUUUCCAUGUACUCUCUCAUUUUUGUGGAAGUGUUUCUAUACUCUAAUGUCUUUACAAAUGUGAUUUUUCUCUUAGCUCGUUUGAAGUAUGAGAAUUAGAGUUUUUGGUCUCGCAUUCACCAGCUACAUCUAGGAUUGCCCACUGUCAUGACUCCCAGGAAAAGGUCCUAUCUUAGCUUCCUCCUCCCUACUUUCCUCUACAUGGUCAGCACUGUAAUGCAGCUAAGAUAUAGUAAGGCAUUGCUCCCUCCCCCUACACUUCAAGGAGUUCACAGUCUAAUGGGGAGUUCAGGAAGGCCAGAGUAUUAAUAUCCCCAUCUGUGUCUUUUGCCUUCCAUGAACCUGGGUUUCGAGCCCUCUCUUGUAAAAUGGGCACAGCAAUAUUACCUACCUCAGGGAGUUGUGGGGAUUAAACAUGAAGUGCUAAGCAUAGUGCCUGGUACAAAGACAGUACUCAAUAAAUGCUACCUAAAACUAGUAUUCAUAGCAAUACUGUUAGGAUAAAGAAUUAUCAUAUAUGAGAUAGUUCCAAAUUUUUGUUUUUUUAAAAAAAAAGUUUUAUAAGUUCAAGAUAAUAUUUUCUUACUUCAAAGAAACAAUCUCACAAUGAGGGAAUGGUAAGAAUCAGGAGAGAUUACUAACCUGGCAGAGGAGCUAUCACAAUCACAAAGGUGGUUUUUCCAGGGCACGGCUCAUCCAUUACACUCCGGAUGUGCUGACCCCUGCCAUUUCCCCAAAUGUGGGAAACCCAGCUGCACAGUUUGUAGUAGUGGGUGACUGUGUUCAUGUGCUCCCCUGAAAAAAACAACAACAACAAAGAAUCAGAAGAGAUACUAGCCUAUCUAAUUCCUAAAUCCAAACCUGAUAUUUCUAAGUAAGAUUAUAAGAAUUUUUAUUGCAUUUUCUGAAUUUGCUUUUGCAUAAGUUAUGUUAUUUUUACAGGGUCUAUAUGUACUAUUAUUUCUUAGAAUAAUACUAAUUCUAAAACAAAAUUCUGUAUAUCACAUUUAAAUGUAAUUUAAUAGAAUUAUAAUCACAAGACAAGACCAAACUUUGCUGAUAAUCCUCAGUAAUUGCGAAAGGAGUAUAUACAUGUAGGCCAGCAUACAUGCAUAAACUACUUCUUAUUGCUAGUCUAAUUGUUCCAUAUGUAGCAAAUACAGCAGUUCAGCAAUAUCUUGUGCUUACAGGGUCCUAAGCAGAGGUGAUCAGUCAAGUGUAAAUAUAUAUAUAUAUGUUUUUUUAUUUUUCAUGGCAAUUGUAUAUUAGUAACCUGGGGAGAAAAGGUUUAUUGACAACCACUCUGAUCCAUCUGCUGCUAUUUUCACUGCUAAUUUGGUGCACAUUAAAAAGAAUGAUCAUGAAAAGAUACUACUUUGAGUUAAAAGUAUAUAUAUAUAUACACACACACACAUAUAUGUACAAUAGUUUGAUAUCAAUAAAUACAUUUCUGAAUGCUUA